UACAUUUUGCAUUGUGAUGACAUUGUGCAAGUGACUGCAAAUUUGAUGAAUUUCAAAAAAUUUCAUUUUUUUAAUUAAAGCAAGUAGAAUUACUUAAAUCCACACUAGUUUAGUAAUGUGUUAUUGUAUGUAAUUGUUAACGUUCAAUUAGUUUUCAAUUAACACAAUGUCUAUAGUAAAUUCCAACAAACGACCAAAUGUACUGUUGCAAUUGUUUCUGUGUGUUUUACAGAGAAUUUGAGUUGUCGAAAUGAAGGCCGCUUCAAAUAUUUUCUGAUGCAAAAUUAAGUAUAAUUAGUAAGUUUUUAUCAUUGUAAAACAGAAAUGGCGGAAGUUACUUCUCCAAAAACGUGUCGUUCAUCUUCUGCAAGUCCUCCACCAAAGUGUGCCAUUUGUUUAGGAACUUGUACUAAUAAAUGCUACUCAAAUUCUUGUAUGCAUCAAUUCUGUUUUACAUGUCUUUUAAAAUGGUCAAAGGUAAAAGCUGAAUGCCCUCUUUGCAAGCAAGCUUUUAAAUCAAUUAUUCAUAAUAUAAAGUCAAAUAGUGAAUAUGAUGAGCAUAUUAUAGCAAGACCUAACCUAUCUUUGGAAGAGCAAAAUAUCCACAACAAUCCAUUUCUUUUUAUUCCUCCUGCACCUCCUAGGCAUUUUCAGUUCAGAACUACAUUCACGGUUGAUCCCAGAGGUGAACUGGCCAUUCAACAAAUGCUUUUAUCACAUCCCUUGACAAACAAUUUUUAUAUACCUGGGACAUUAACAAGAAGAGCAAGUUCUUCUACAAGCUUUAGGAGAUCCAUAUAUGCGCAGAACCUAUGGGUGUAUGCACCUCCUGAUAUAACAGGACAAUAUCGAAAUAUUAGUCCUAGCUUUUUCAGAGAAAAUCCGAUUGCACGCAAUCGCCUUGUUCCUUGGUUAAAUCGGGAACUAAACGCGUUGCUUCAUGAAAAUACACAACAAGUGAUGCAUUUGGUCGAUGUCAUCAUGGAACACCUACUACGUCAUCAUAUACGCAGUCGACACUUCCGUAGCCUACUAUUUGAGUAUUUAGAUGAUAAAACAGAUCAUUUCAUACACGAGUUUUAUAAUUUUAUGCGUUCACCGUUUGAUAUGAUUGGUUACGAUAGGCACGUUAUGUACACGGAUAGACCAGAAUCUCCUACUUUCUCUGUUAGCGACUAUGAAUCAGACAGUGAUGUGGCUAUUGUUACUGAGACGCAGCCUGUUACAGCUGAAAACAAUCCUUUCCGUAGGCCUACAAUUGAAGUAAUCGAAAUAAAUUCGGACUCGAGUAGAGAUUCAGAUGUAAUAGUAAGAGAACCGACACCCCCGGAAAUUGUUGAUUUAGUAGGUGACUCAGAUUCAAGUUCUGAGAAUAGCCCCUUGACCACCAGCAACAGUAGACAGAUAAAAAGAUCUCUGUCCACCGCCACUUCUUCAUCUGCCAGCGAUAACGAUGCUGUUGUUGCCGAUAGACCGACGUUGCCGUUGAAAUUAAGACUGAAAAGAAAACAUCAAAGUAGAGAGAAAAUUUGCAAGUUAAAAAACAGACGUAAGAGAACAAGGUCUUCGUCGACGUCGUCUUCGAGAAGUACAAGUAGCAGUAGUGGCAGUACUAGCAGCAGCACAACUAGUUCAAGCUGUGACAGUUGCUCUAGCACCAGUCGCGAGGAAGUUUAUAGACGUAAAAUGAAAUACAAAAAGUAUAAAUUGCGCAUGAAAUUACGAAAAUCGAAACAUCAUCUACAACAGUCGUACUAUAAGGUGUUGGACACUGGUGAUGGUCUGUCAGGUAAAAAGCGAAAGAGUCCUACGACUCAAAGCAGCGAUGUACAGCAAGAAAACUUGUAUCGAUCCAGACUACGACCAAAAAGAAGUAAAGAGGUUGGAAAACGGAAUCAUAAAAAAAAAGGAACAAAUCGGAAUCACUUAAAAACGAUCCUAGAUAAUUCAGUUUGUAAUAUAAGUGAGGAUAAUUCGCCUAAACAUAUUAAAGUACAGGAUAACAGUGAACAUUUUUAUCCAAAUUUUGACUCUUCCGAAACGACACAGAAAAACAACAUGGCGAAUUCUCCAAAUCAUAGUUAUACUCCGCCCAUAGAAAAUACCUCGGUCGAUCUUAAAUGUCCUUCCUCUCCAGCACCCAAGCAAGAAUGUUGUGAUUUCUACGAUUAUCGUAAAAAUGGAUACACAACUGUUAAUGAAAAUAAUGACGUUGCGCCUACUAUAACGAAUCACCGUCAAUUAUUGGCGUCGCUUUAUGGCGAGGAUUACUGUCGAAACGACGAAGGGGAUCCUGUUCGGAACGACACCGAAACUAUUCAUAACGACAGAUCACGACUCUCACCACCAGAGAUGACUAUAGAGUCAGGAUCGAAUCCGGGUCCAAGUCGUGGCCGUUUACGAAGUGUUAUCGUUAAGAAGGAGAACUCAAACUUGUGGUAUUCACGUCCCUUUAAUUACGAUUCGGACAGCAACUAAACUGACCAGUAAGUAACUGAACAAGUAAUUUGUACCUUUUAAAUGAUUUGGAAUACAAUUGGAAAGACUUCAACGUCAUUCUUUAUUUUUAUGAAUUAUUACGACGCUCGUUACGCGCAUACGUAAUUAAUGGAUGAAUAAAAAAACAGAUUGUUGCUUCAAUAGGUAUUCGUAUGGUUUUUACGUGUAUCUGUAAUUCUUCAUUUAGAAAAAUGUGCUUUUAUUUGCUGUAUUAUUAGAUGAUAAUAGUAAUAAUAUUUGUUGGAAAACAUCGUUAUUGAAGAAUCGAAACGGGAACUUCAUAAAACGUUUAAUCUUAUUACGUUAGUAUGUAUGUACAUAUAAUAAGCUUUUUCCUUUUUCAUAAACGAUUUGUGUAGUUUAAAAUUGAAGAAUGAUAUUUAAUCUAUUGAAAGAAAUAUACUUAUACUAGCUAA
This is a messenger RNA of Agrilus planipennis (emerald ash borer), 2915 nucleotides long. RefSeq names its product E3 ubiquitin-protein ligase Topors. The coding region runs from base 325 to 2478 and encodes 717 amino acids. NCBI's taxonomy places the organism in Eukaryota, Metazoa, Arthropoda, Insecta, Coleoptera, Buprestidae. Gene Ontology annotation, biological process: protein monoubiquitination; protein polyubiquitination. The transcript has 5 exons. The record is from RefSeq and is a predicted model, not a curated record. Gene Ontology annotation, molecular function: ubiquitin protein ligase activity; metal ion binding.